Radiomyces spectabilis is the source of this 1904-nucleotide messenger RNA. RefSeq names its product SBF-like CPA transporter family-domain-containing protein. The transcript has 5 exons. The record is from RefSeq and is a predicted model, not a curated record. Bases 339 to 1640 code for a protein of 433 amino acids. NCBI's taxonomy places the organism in Eukaryota, Fungi, Mucoromycota, Mucoromycetes, Mucorales, Radiomycetaceae. Gene Ontology annotation, cellular component: plasma membrane.
CACUUCCCGCCAAUAAAGGACCAAGUCAUGAUUUUUGCUUCCUUGAAAUCAUCUCUUUAUCUCCCGAGAAAAAUGAACUGAAAGAUGAAAAAGACAUUAGGGUAGUCAACAAAUUUAUCGGGACUACAAAAUUUUUUGCCAGGGCACUGUACUGGUUGACUUUUUCCAGUGAUAGGAAAUGAUGAAUGUGACACUCGGUUUAUAGUUUUCACACCGCUGGUUUAAAAUCCCACAUUUGGCAAUGACCGUGACCUUGCCUUUGGGAGCUCCGGAUAUCGCGGAGUUGUUCGGAUGAAUGGGAAUUAACUGUUUCUUUCAUUUCGAUCUAUCAGUGAACCAUGUCGAACUCCACCACAACCCUCGAGGUGGUGUCCAAUUCGACUGUAGCCGAGCAAACCUAUCAAUGCUCUCGGCACAAACAAUCGGUCUUGCCCGCAAGAAAAUGGAACCAUGCUUGCAGGACACUAGUAUCUCUGUUACAACGUUAUUGGUUUUUGCUCGGACUUGCUGUGGUGAUUGGUCUUGCAUGGGCUUUUCCACAAGUGGGUAAAACCCACGGCGAUAUCGAAGCUCAAUAUACAAUCAAGUGGGGUGCCGUUAUUAUCAUUUUCUUGCUUUCCGGGUUAGGCCUGGAAGUGAGGAUCAUGUUUCAGACCAUUCUUCGGUGGCGGUUGCAUUUAGUGGUCCAAAUCAUCAAUUUCCUUCUCCUUCCUUUCCUUGCUUAUGGAAUUGUGCGCUUCUUUGUACUGGUUGGAGCGGAUAUCGACGAACUGGUAUAUCAAGGAUGGAUGAUUGCUCUGUCGACAAGCACUACGGUCUCGUCGAACGCUGUCAUGACCCGCAACGCUAACGGGAAUGAGUCAGCUGCUCUCUUCAAUGCGGCCUUGGGCAAUGUGCUGGGUAUUUUCAUCUCCCCGGCGUUGAUGACAAUUUUUGGAGAUGACAAAAAGUUAUUUCCACCUGGCAGCGCACGUGGAACGCCUGAUUACACCAGUGUCCUGAAAAACCUGGGUUUGACGGUUCUUGUUCCGUUGGUGGUGGGCCAAGUGAUCCGGUCCGUAUUUCCAAAGCAAGUCAAAUACCUGGCUAGCAAAUUUCGAUUUUCUAUCAUCAAUAGCAUCGCCCUCCUAUGCAUGGUGUGGUCCGUGUUUUGUGAUGGCGUUGCAAGCGACGCUUUCCAUCAACUGACCGCGGUGGAUAUCGUCGCCAUUAUCGGUGUUGACAUUUUCUUGUACCUCUUUGGUUGCGCGACUUGUCUAUUUGUAGCGCGUUUGCCUUGGCCACACCGUUGGAUUCAAGAACCAGAAUGGGUCAAACAAUGGCGAUUUUCGCGCAAAGAUGCCAUUGCUAUCAUGUAUUGUGGAGCGACCAAAACAGUCUCUAUGGGUAUUCCAUUGAUCAACGUCUUGUAUGCUGACAGCAGCUAUGGUAUUGUUGGCGUGCUGUCUCUUCCACUUUUGAUGUACCAUAUUUCGCAGUUGUUCAUUGGUAAUUUUCAAGUUCAUCCAUUGAAGCGCUGGGUAGAACAGGAAGCCGAUGAAGUUCAGGAAGAACAACAUGGAUUGACGAACAACCCACAAAGUACCAGUUUACCAACCCAUACAACAAGACGUCGACCUAAUACUGAAGCAACAGCUUAAGCUUUUGUGCAAUGCUGGCAACCCAAAAAGUGGAGUGUGUUGUUUUAUUAUCCAGCACUAUGCGAGAGAACGUUAUGUCAAAAUACUCGUGAUAGUUUUGAUAAACCCAAAGCCGCAUUGUGUCAUGGAUCAAGAUUAACUGCAGAACAUAGAGAUAGAACGUUAGUCGAUCGCCUAUUCAGAUUAAAGUGCAGCACCAAUCACAAACUGUAAAUUUGACAGUCUUUUUGCUUGAUCAAAACAGCCAAUCAAAUAUCAUUAUUG